Aureobasidium musti is the source of this 903-nucleotide messenger RNA. NCBI's taxonomy places the organism in Eukaryota, Fungi, Ascomycota, Dothideomycetes, Dothideales, Saccotheciaceae. The record is from the annotation of a GenBank genome assembly.
AUGCUGCGCAGGUCCAGGUUGUUUGAACAACCUUCACCAAGCGUACUUUUCUCACACUUAGCAGCCGAGCUGACGCGUGUCUGGCGCGAAUGGCAAGGACAGGAAUCAAGGAAUCGGUACGCAGAGAUGUAUCUCUUUCAGGACACCACAUCGACUUUGUUCAAUUCGGUGACCGAUUUUAACACUUCUGUCCCCAGCUCCGAUCGAUUAUGGCGAGCAACCUCUGCUGAGCAGUGGGCGCAAGAAAUCAGACAACUUGAUGGCGGAACGAUAUCCUUCCCGCCUUCACUGAACGAGCAUGUCAAACGCUUCCGAGUGAUCAACGUGGACAAAGACUUCGACACCUUUACUCCCAUUACGCUACGCUUACUAUUGUACCAUCUCCAGAAGGUCGUGGCUCAGUCUGGCAAGGCAUCGAUGUAUAGACCACGAGUCCCCAGCCAUGGGCGCCACCUUGUGGUGCUGUAUCACUUGAUCUCGCUCAAUACUCUGACCAACUUCCCCGACGUCGAACGCUUUGCUCGCAACGACGACAACAUCCAGACUCACGAGUCUCCUUGCUGGGUGCGUUCUCACCAUUUCGAAGAUCGUCAUCGUAUCUUCUUUCACUGCGGACAAGUCCUACAUACGAGCAUGGAAUUUGGCGAGUCUACACGCGUGGUGCUUGACGACAUGGCACCGGAUCAUACGCUGAUAGAAGCAUAUCUCGAGAGACACGAAGGCUUUCCCGUGUUCACGCAACUCCAAGGCGGAUAUCUAUCGCUGGAUGUUCCCGACCAGAUCCUUACACACCAUGCCAGUGUCCUAGGCACUGAUCCCCAGCUCAGUUUCGUCAAGGGGGUCCAAUUGAAGUUGCUCAAGCUCGCAGCGCGUUGGCAGCAAUCGACCCCCAAAAGAACAUAG